UUCAGGUAGUACGGAUUAUAAAUUAAAUAGCAGUAAAAUACAAGUAGGGCUUAUUUGAACUUUUUUCCCUACCAAGGCUUUCCACGGUUUUCAAUUUUUAGCAAAAUGGCUCAAUUCAAUGGAACCUGGGAGGACAGAGAAUUAGACGCAAGCUUUGAACCUUUCAUGGAUGCUAUAGGCUUGGGAGAGUACAAAGACAAAUACAAGGGUGCAACAUCAACGGUAACAUAUGAAAUCAACGGCAAUAAAUGGAAAGUCACAUGGCUCUCUUCUAUGUAUCCCGACACCCCCAUGACGUACAACAUCGAGGUCGGAAAACCGUUUGACUCAAAGGGUCCGGAUGGAUCAGAUGUAAAGUCAACUGUUAACGUCAUCAGCGACUGUGAAACUAAAGAACACGAGAUAACUAAUAUGGAAGACGGCAAAAACCGAGAAUUCAUCAUCUGUAGAAAGGUUAAUGGAGAUGUUAUGGAGUAUAACAUUGAAGCGGUUACUUCUAAAGCAACCAUGAAAGGGAAAAUGUAUAGAAAGAAGUAGUUAAAUUAGUGGUCAGCUAUCAACUGAACAUAUAAUUCUACAAGAAAUAGGCAUAAUAGAAUCACAAAUCAUGUUUUGUAAAUUGAACGAUUGGUUCUGUGAAUUUGUACUUUAGAAAAGUGUACUUAAGAAUAGAAAAGUGUAAUCUUAUCAAUAAAAUACCAAAAAUAUAGUAAAAUUGUAAAAUAUUGGAAUUUUAUGCUUUAUUACUACAUUGAUUGUUUGCUUUGAGUACGUAUGAUUCGUAAUGUUUAUCAAUGAACUAAACUGUAUAAAGCAUGUCCGACAGUCGA
Messenger RNA from Saccostrea echinata, 830 nucleotides. RefSeq lists its product as uncharacterized. The record is from RefSeq and is a predicted model, not a curated record. The transcript has 4 exons. NCBI's taxonomy places the organism in Eukaryota, Metazoa, Mollusca, Bivalvia, Ostreida, Ostreidae. The coding region runs from base 106 to 537 and encodes 143 amino acids.